Molecule: messenger RNA, 1815 nt
Organism: Olea europaea var. sylvestris
Lineage: Eukaryota; Viridiplantae; Streptophyta; Magnoliopsida; Lamiales; Oleaceae
Product: premnaspirodiene oxygenase-like
Exons: 2
Coding region: 70-1623 (517 amino acids)
Molecular function (GO): monooxygenase activity; oxidoreductase activity, acting on paired donors, with incorporation or reduction of molecular oxygen; heme binding
Source: RefSeq, a predicted model, not a curated record
AAUAUUGUAGAAUCUAAGAGAAGGAGAGUUUUUUUCUGCGAGGUAAAGCCCUUUUCCCUUUUCACAAAAAUGGCUCUCUUUAUCCCCUAUAACUUCGUUACUUUAGCUAUAUUUCUGUCUCUGGUUUUCCUGUUCAUUACCAAAUGGAAGAAAUCCCAAACUCCUAGUAAACUCCGAAAGCUUCCACCAGGUCCCAAACAGUUGCCCAUAAUUGGACAUUUGCACCUCUUGAGUUUACUUCCACAUCGCGAUUUCAAAGAAAUGGCCAAAAAACAUGGACCGAUAAUGCACUUGAAGCUCGGUGAAACUUCUGCAAUUGUCAUAUCUUCGCCCGAAAUAGCCAAGGAAGCCUUGAAAACUCAAGAUCCUAACUUUGCAGCGAGAUCGGGGACUAUGUCUACUGAGAUUAUGUGGUAUGAUCAUACUGAUAUGGCAUUUAGUCCAUACAAUGAUUACUGGAGACAAAUGCGUAAAAUCUGCGUCUUGGAACUCUUGAGUUCCAAACAGGUUAGAUCAUUUGCUUCCAUUAGAAGCGAUGAGGUUCUUAAGCUCAUCAAAUCGAUUAAAUCAUCUUCUGGAAAACCCAUAAAUCUCACAGAGAAGAUUUUCUCAUCAACAAGUUCCAUCACUGCAAGAGCAGCAUUCGGUAAAAUAUGCAAGGAUAAAGACACACUGGUAAAACUUUUCCAGGAAGGUGUAUCCUUAGCGGCUGGCUUUGAACUGGCAGACCUGUUUCCUUCAUCCAAGAUUCUCAGACUUUUCAGUUCCAAUAAGGUAAAAUUGUGGGCGAUGCGCCGCAAGCUCGAUGCAAUUCUUGAUGAGAUAAUUGAUGAACACAAGGAGAAUUUGACAAGAAUGAGCAAGGAAAACGAAGGGUUGGAUCAAGCAGAGUCUACAAGAAGAGGAAAUGGAGAGUUCGGCAACGAAGAUUUAGUUGAUGUUUUCCUACGAGUAAAGGAAAGUGGGGAACUUGAAAUUCCAAUUAAUUAUGACAACAUCAAAGCCGUUCUUUCUGACGUGUUCUCAGCUGGAACAGAUACAUCAUCAUCCACCAUUGAUUGGGCUAUGGCAGAACUUAUGAGAAAUCCCCAUGUAAUGGCGAAGGCACAGGCUGAAGUACGAGAAAUCUUUAAGGGACGUGAAAUCAUCGAAGAGACUGAUCUCCAAAAGUUGAAGUAUCUAAAGUUAGUAAUAAAAGAAACUCUGAGGAUGCAUACACCGGUUCCUCUUCUCCCACGAGCUAGCAGGAAAGAUUGUGAAAUUAAUGGAUAUUUUAUACCUGCCAAUGCCAAAGUAUUUGUAAAUGCUUGGGAAAUGUGCAGGGAUCCUAAGUAUUGGAAUAAUCCCGAAAAUUUUGAACCAGAGAGAUUUGAGAACAAAAGUAUGGAUUUUACGGGAAAUUACUUUGAAUAUCUUCCAUUCGGAUCAGGAAGAAGAAUGUGCCCCGGUAUGAAUUUUGGUAUAGCUGGCGUCGAGCUUCCUUUAGCUCAACUUCUCUGUAACUUCAACUGGAAACUCCCUGAAGGAAUCAACCCAGAAUAUUUAGAUAUGACUGAGAACUCUGGAUUAACUGCAUCAAGAAGAGAAGACCUUUUCGUUGCUGCUACCCCCUAUGAUCCAUGACUUCUCCUAGUAGAGUUUGAAGAGAAUAUAUUAUCAUAGGUUGUUUCAAAAAUAUCACUUAUAUGUAAGUUUCUUUAUCCAAAGCCACUUCCACCAAAGUUUAUCAGCCUAACUAAUUAUGAUGUUCUAUUCGUUCUGGCAGUCACGUGUAUUUCAUAUGAUGUAUAAUAAUUUGUUAAUCACUUGAGUGUU